AUGUUUAUCGUGGGUUGGGAUCCAGUGAUUGAAGAAGUGCCUUCCGGAUGUGCUGAGCACACAACGAAGGUAAGCUUGGUGCAUCAUAUGAAUAUAUAUGCGUAUCCCAAUGAGGUUUCCCUGGAGCUGGGAAAGACCUAUUCAAAAGCGGAGGUGGAGAGCCUGCAUCUUCAAGAAUCGUCUUUUCGAAUGCUUGCCUCCCAUGACAAAAUGGCCGGAAAGUACACGCUGCCGAAGAGCUACGGCAUUCCUUUGUCGGAGAAGGCGAUGGUGGAGCACCACAUUUUGUUCCCAAAAUGCUGGGUCUUCGGACAUGAUGUGCCACAUGCCAGUGGCUUCGACUUGUAUGUCACUAUGCGAAGGAUGCGCCCGGCAGCGCUGGUAGGAGCUUUGAAUUUCAAUAUGGACGUGCGGCCGCUUCAUGGCCCUGUUGAAUGGGUCACGCGAAUCUCUGCAGACAACUUGCUCGGGGUGGUGCGAACCAAAGCUGGUGAGUGGCCAGAAAUUUUAGCGGUGCACCUGCACACUCAUGAUGUUGCAAAUACGAAAUACUUCGAAGUGAGGAAUGCAGAUGGUUCAGUGGCAUUUCGCUCCAAAUCCGAAAAGGCUGGCUACGGCCUCAAGGAGCAGUCUUUCUCCAACCUGAAGGACCGUUUAAAGCUGCGGGCAGGGCAGCAGCUCAUGCAGCAUUGCUUGUUUGACUCGGAUCACCUCAGUGAGCCCGUGCGCUAUGGUCUCAAUCCUGGUGAAGAGAUGUGUGCCCCACUAUUGAUUCUGGGAGGUGCCGGCCUCCGAUGCUCGCAUGUUUCUCUAAAGAGCCAGGAGGGCCGUGUGCUCAUCAUUGGUUCUGGCAUUUCUGGCUUGGUGGCAGCCAGCUCCUUGCAACACUUUGGUUGCAACGUCACGAUACUGGAAGCUUUGGACCGCGUGGGUGGUCGAACUCAUACCUUUGCAUCGGGCCCUUUCCAACACAUAGAGGAGGGUGCUCACUGGGUCCAUGGUGGCACCGACAACGUCCCAGUUUCUUUGCUGCUGCGCAUGUACAACAUUUCGCAGGCCCGGGUUGGUGGUGAUGAUGACUACGAGGGGCCCCGAGAACGGUUCCGAGUCUUCCAUGGGAAGAUGGCCUUCAGGGAGCUAACAGCAACUGAGCAAGACCUCUCCUUCGACCUAUUCGAAACAGCCGUGGUAGCAGCAGAAACCCAUGUUGAGGAUGGGUGCAACAUUAGCAAAUCCGUUGCUGAAGCUUGGGAAGAAGCUUUGAAGAAAGUGAAGUACUCCAAUAGCAGCAAGGCGCUGUUGGCGUGGCAUCAGAAGGUCUCAUAUGAGCAGGAUUCGGGUUCCAGCAUGCUGCAACUCAGUGCUCAGGCCGAGUUCGUGGAGGACUACACGGAUUUCUACCCAGAUCGCUCAGAUGGAAACGAGAAAAAUGGUGAUGGCUUUGUGAAAGGGGGCUACUCCGCUCUGGUGGACCGCUUGGCAGACGGUCUCGAUCUGCGGACAAGCUCACCUGUGGCCAGAGUGGAGUACUCCACCAAGGGCGUGGUUGCAACUGUAAAGAACGGCGAACGCUUUCAAGGCAGUGCCCUGAUCAUGACAGCCUCAAUCGGAGCUUUGCAAACCGAAAAUGUCAUCUUCGAACCACCAUUGCCAAAGUGGAAGAGAGAAGCAAUCCAUUCGUUGGGAAUGGGCAACGUCGCCAAAGUGUUGGUGAGAUUAGCUCAUGAUUCUCCAAAGCUGUCUGGCGCCUACUCAGUGGGAUUCUUGGGCAAUGGCACCCUGUCCUAUUGCAUCAAUAGCAUUGCAGAAGGCCGUGGACAUGUGCUGGAAUGCUUCCUGGGCGGAAGCGAGGCAAUCCAGGCUGAAGGCAUGGAUGCAGAUGAAUUGAAGAGAGCGGUGAGUAAUGAGCUGGCACCACUGGUUGGUGAAGCUAGCAUUUUAGAUGUUGGAAUCACCAGAUGGGCAAGCAAUCCAUACAUCCGUGGAGCUUGGAGCUACGCCCGCGUGAACUCCUCUGUCAAGGACUUCGACGCAGUUGCGGCAAGUGUCGGGGACCGACUCCUGUUUGCAGGAGAAGGUGCUUGCAGACUUCUCUACGGCAAUGUGCAUGCAUCAGUUGUGAGUGGUGCUCGGGCUGCUCGCGACAUCCUGGGCCAGCGUGCGUCUCCAGCUUGGCCGCUCUUCAGAGAGGACGUGGUGAAUUUGUGCACGGAAAGCCGAAAAGCAAUGCCAAGACACAAGCGGUGGUAUCGGCGAGUGGCAAGCCGCCUGCCGCACGGCUUUGCCCCACUGAUGCAGAAUGACCUUGAGCCACCUGAGCAGCCAAAACCCUUGUCAACUACUCGUUAUAUGUGGUUAUAA
This is a messenger RNA of Cladocopium goreaui, 2361 nucleotides long. NCBI's taxonomy places the organism in Eukaryota, Dinophyceae, Suessiales, Symbiodiniaceae. The record is from the annotation of a GenBank genome assembly.